This is a messenger RNA of Biomphalaria glabrata, 4912 nucleotides long. RefSeq names its product myosin light chain kinase 3-like. Gene Ontology annotation, molecular function: ATP binding; protein serine/threonine kinase activity. The record is from RefSeq and is a predicted model, not a curated record. The transcript has 11 exons. Bases 587 to 2305 code for a protein of 572 amino acids. Gene Ontology annotation, biological process: positive regulation of apoptotic process; protein phosphorylation; intracellular signal transduction. Gene Ontology annotation, cellular component: nucleus. NCBI's taxonomy places the organism in Eukaryota, Metazoa, Mollusca, Gastropoda, Planorbidae.
ACUAGUGCCAGUAGAAUUAGAAAGCUUCCUCAGGUGAAGAGAGAACGAUUUGAUCUAUGGAGUUUGAACCGAGCGGCUCGAUCACCUUUUCCUUGGAUCCUUUUAAUUUCUUUUCGAUUUCUUUAUGCUGCCAGAAGACAAAAAAAAUAUUUCGUUGGAAUAUUUAUAACGACAUUGUUGAAUGUUAGAUGUUAUUUGAUGGUUUUAUGGUUACAGAGUUAACCAUUUUUAAAGAUUUCUUUGACUGUAUUGACAGUAGGAUAUACAGCAUCCGAUAUUUAGAUUUCGUGUUUACAAAACUGUAUUUAAAAAUCAUAUAGAGAAGUCCAUCUUCUUAUUUAGUUUGUUCACCUCAGUUUAGGUGUUGUUGUUUUUUAAAUAUUGUAAAAUGUGUCUACAAAUGUCAGUGGCUUUUCGUGCUUGAUUUGUGUCCACGGGUUUUAAUAAGAUUGUGUUGUCUCAAAGUGUGUUCAAGACGAAUCUAAUAGUUUAGUCUCUAGUCUGACAUGUAGAUCUAAGCGUGGCACAGAGAUAUUAGGUUCAAUUCUCUGCUUCACAGUGGGGCACGUUUGGAUGACGUGGCCUUAUGUACCGACAGGGGCAACUCGUCAAUGUCCUCGAGUCUAUAUUGCUAAGCCAAAAUUCACCCUGGAGUCCCUACUUCCGGGGGCUUUCAGGCUCCAAGUUGACCCCCAUUGACGCCCUCACCCUCGGACUGGCCUUCAUGUAUGGCGGGGCGGACAACAGUAACCUAAGUGGAGUAAGCCAGAUUGAGGAGAGAUUGGAGCGGUGCGAGAUACGGGAGGAGCGUGACACCGUGAUACGUUGCGAUCUUCCUGAGCCUUCGGUUGAUAAGGACAAGUAUAUUGAGAUGCCGGAUCAGUGUGAUUCUCAGUGUGAUUCGUCAGAGGAGUGUAACGCUCUUCAGCAGUGUGACAACUAUGGAAAGUGUGAUUCAAAUGAUCAGUUAAAAACGCGUGUUUCGAAUGACCAAUCCAGGACACGCGUAUCAGAUGACAAAUCCGACAGAUCUGACCUUUGUAUCACACGUUGCGACAAUGCGAAUUCAAGCCUGCAGUGUUAUACAAACCUUCAGUGUGACAAUUUCGAGCAGCGAGACACGCGUGUCCAGUCCGAUGGGACUGGUCAGUGUGACGGGCGUGAGGUCAACAACAAUGACAGCAAUGACAAGGAAGGUGCUACGGGCAGCUCCAUUCAUUCGUUCGCUGACAUUGUCUACUACAAAGCGAAGUUUCUCAUGAAAACAGAAAACACCAUGAACUUGAGUAAGACAAAGGUGAAGGUCGAUGAGAGUGAGCCCAACUACUAUGAGGAGGCGCCCUUUGAGAGGAGAGAUGUGAUGGUGAAGAAAGAUAAGUGGGUCACAGAUCUGUACACAGUUGACUCCAUCCUCGGAAAGGGUAAAUUUGGUGAGGUCAAACGUUGUCGAGAAAGACGUACCGGGAGACAGCUAGCUGCGAAAUUUAUUGAGGUCAACGGCCCCCAGGACCGUCUGGAUGUUCUGAACGAGGUGGAGAUCAUGAAGCACCUCCAGCACCCACGUCUUCUGCAGUUGUACGACGCCUUUGAGAACAGGGAGAAUUUUUGUCUGGUCAUGGAAUUAGUAAAUGGCGGCGAGCUAUUUGAGAGAGUCAUCAAUGACGACUUCAUCCUGACAGAGAAAGCCUGCGUGAUGUUCAUGCGUCAAAUCUGUGACGGCGUAGCCUUCAUGCACUCUCAGAGCAUACUCCACUUGGAUAUGAAGCCGGAAAAUAUUUUGUGUCUUACACGAGAAGGCAACAGAAUAAAAAUCAUUGACUUCGGCCUGGCUCGCAAAUAUGACCCGAAAGAAGAUCUCAGAGUUUUGUUUGGAACCCCGGAGUUUGUCGCGCCGGAAGUGGUCAAUUUUGACAGGAUCUAUCCAUCUACAGACAUGUGGAGCGUUGGAGUGAUAUGCUACGUCUUAUUAUCUGGUUUAUCCCCCUUUAUGGGAGAAUCUGAGUCUGAAACAUUGUCCAAUGUUACAAUGGCUAAAUGGGACUUUACUGCUGAGGAAUUUGAGAGUAUAUCCAGUGAAGCUAAAGACUUUAUAUCAAAACUACUAGUGAAGGAACCAAGAAAACGAAUGUCAGCAUCAGAUUGCUUGGAACACCAGUGGCUGAGGAGGUCAGUCAAACGAGAAGGAAAACUUCUAGAACGAUCUCUGUCAAAAAAGAGGCUGAGAAAAUUUGUAUAUAGAAGAAAAUGGCAGAAAGCAAUUAAUGCUAUGUUAGCCUUGAGACGAAUGGGUGUAGCUCUCUCAUAACAUUAGUUCACUACUUGGACCAAUCAGCAUGCUGAUGAACACAAGACUACCCACGAGGCACUCUGCUGGCUACAUUUUGAUUCAGAAGUAUUUUUUUUUAGUCCAGAAUGCUUCAGACAUUCUGAGGAAUAAAUGCACCAGCAUUCACUUACAACUGUAACAGGUUUCAGUAAGCUGUCAUGACAUUGACUUAUAACUGGCUCAUUGUAAUGUUGCUCUGAGAAUGUUAAUUCAUUUCCAUCUCUGCCAAAUAUUUUUUCAUCAUGUACUCUGAAGCAGGUUGGAGUUAUAUCAAUAAUUAAUGGAGAAAAUUGUUUCAUUUCUUGUCCAACUGUUUAGAAAUGUUAAUGUCAAAUUAAAAAAAAAAAAUAUUUGUAUCAAAAAAUCUAUCAACAAUUCUGAAACAGUUUGAAAUAUUUUAUUUCAUUUGUACUUUCAUAAACAAAGCUAUCAUAGGUCUACUGAUAUUUCUUUUAAAUGUCAUGACACUGUUACAGGGUUACAUUUCAAUCUUUGUUUUUAUCUAGAUAAUACCCCAGUUUCAUGCUUUUAUGAUAUUUACAUUUUUUUAUCUGUCAUAAUUUGAUGGAUAUUUAUUGAAGUGUCUGACAAAAACUAAUUACAUGGUUAAAAAAAAAAAGUCAAAACAUAUCUUUUGACACUUUUGAAAAAUUUAAUUUUUUUUUUAAAUUUUGUAUUCGGUAAAAAUAAAGUAUAAUGAUUUUGUACUAAGUAAUGAUUUUUCUUUGAGUGUGUAUAAUUAAUUAAUUAACUAAUUUAUCAUUAAUGGGAAAGGUUUUUGUCUGACAGCAUUAUUUAUAAAAUGUUGGAAAUAAAAUUUGCCUAUUUCAUUUUUGAAUAUUUUGUUAUGAGCUCACAUUUAAACAUUUAUUUAUGAGAACUUUGAUUUUGUGUGUGUUUGUGUGAAUACUUAAACAGUAAAAUGUGAAUUUAAAAAAAAAAAGUGAUAUUUUGCAAAAUAUUUUUUUUUUGGCAAAACAUUGUAAAAAUCCUGGCUUAUGACUGUUGUCAGAGAUAUGUUACUUAUUGAAACACAUGUGAUCUGUAUUAUUACAUAUUUGAAUUAUGGUGUGGAUGCUUAACACAUCUACAACUUUUGUGCUUCAAUUAUGUUUAAGAAAUCAUCAAAGUUAAUAUCACAAGUUUAGUAUGAAAUCUGUGUUUUACUUUAUGAAAAGUUUUUUCACUGGUGAGCUACAGAAAUGACUCUGGCUAUGCUCAGAUUACUGGUAUGAAUUCCUUCCUUUGUAUAUACCCCUAAUCUUGUAUGUGAAUCCUUAUCCUGAUCUAUGUAACUGAUCUAUGUAUCUGACCUAUAUAACUGUUUGAAAGUUUAGUUCAAGAACAAUUAUUUAGUUUUCUGGUUUAUAAGAUACUUGGAUAGUACAAUUAUCAAUACUCAUUAUAAGCAUGUUGAAAUUAAAUGUAGCUAUAACUGCAGAAGACCCUCCUUUAAUUAAGAAGAACAAAUGUAAUGAAUCAUUAGCAACUACAUUAAUUUAGAUUGUGGAGGGGAUAACCAUAGAAAUAAGCAGUGAGACAAUUUUAGAGGGUUCCUUUCUUUAUUAUAGAAUUUUUUAAAUUUUGAUAUUUGUUACUAGCAAUGUAAAUAUCUAUUGUCUGUCUUAGAGUUAUCAUCGUAUUUUGUUUUUACUUUUGAACUUUGUAAUUGAAAACAAAAAUGUAAAACCCAUGUAUUAAGAUCUCUUAAAGUGUACAGAUUUAAUCAAUGAUGUCUAAGAUUGCUGCUUUAUUUUUUGUCUUCAAAUGUUACUGGAUAGUGAUUAAAUGUGUAGAUAUGAAUUUUUUUGCUUUAAUCUUAUGAUAAUUUUAUAGGAAGUCAUUUGAGCUUGAAAACUUGACAACUGUAAAAUGUGUAAAACCAUCCAUGUAAAUGUGUACAGGCAAAAGAUUGUAAAGUACUUACACUGACAGGUUUAUUUAGGACUAUGGAAAUGAAGGCUCCAACUUCAUUUCUCACCAAAAGAAUGUAUUACUUCCAAAGUGAUUUCAGUUUAUACAAGGAUGAAAUAUUUAGAUUUGUAAAUUUUGUCUUAUUAUAAAAAAGUUACAAGAAAUUUGUGGCAUAUUUUUUUCUCCUGAUUGUUUUUAAAAAUGAAAAAAAAAUUAGUCCUUUCACUUCUAUAAACAAAUAAUAAUUGAUAAAAAAAAUUAUGUACCAAGUAAUAUAUUUUAUAGUAAUAUGCAAUGAAUCUGGUAUAGCACAAAAAUUCCAUAUACUUCUGUAAAUGAUGUGACCAAUUUUUUCCUCUCUUGAUUGAAUACUUUCUAUUUUUAUGGAAAGAUUUUAUUUUGUAUUAAUACUAGCCAUAGAGAUUAGAUUUUUACAAGUUUGUCAAAUAUAUGGAAAAAAAAUCAAAUUUGUAAAGUAGUAUUCACUCUCUUUCAGAAAUGUUGACAUGAAUAUUUUGCAUUAAUUUUUUGGGGUUAGGGUAACAUUAAAACAUUAUUAUGCAACUCUAAAAGCCAAGAAUAAAUAACAGACAAUGCUCUUCUUCUCUUAUUUGCAGGCAACCUUAAUUCAUAGUUCAAAGUAUUAUUAAAAUUUUAUAUUAAUUCCUCAAA